Molecule: messenger RNA, 696 nt
Organism: Penicillium odoratum
Lineage: Eukaryota; Fungi; Ascomycota; Eurotiomycetes; Eurotiales; Aspergillaceae
Product: H(+)-transporting V1 sector ATPase subunit E
Exons: 3
Coding region: 1-696 (231 amino acids)
Biological process (GO): proton transmembrane transport
Cellular component (GO): proton-transporting two-sector ATPase complex, catalytic domain
Molecular function (GO): proton-transporting ATPase activity, rotational mechanism
Source: RefSeq, a predicted model, not a curated record
AUGUCGCAAAGUCAUGCUCUAUCAGAUGAUCAGGUCGCGGGCGAGCUCCGCAAGAUGACCGCGUUCAUCCGGCAGGAAGCUCUGGAGAAGGCCCGAGAGAUUCAGCUGAAGGCCGAUGAGGAAUUUGCCAUCGAGAAGUCCAAGCUGGUGCGCCAGGAGACCGCCGCCAUUGACACCCUCUACGAGAAGAAGUUCAAGCAGGCUGCCAUGUCGCAGCAGAUCACCAAAUCGACUCUCGCCAACCGUACUCGUCUCCGGGUGCUCGGUGGCCGUCAGGAGCUCCUGGAUGAGCUUUUUGAGAAGUCACGCGCCAAGGUGACUACUGUUGCCGACAACGACAAGACAAAGUACCAGGCCAUGCUACAGGGGUUGGUCCUCGAGGGCUUGUACUAUCUGAAUGAGGAUAAGGUCUCUAUCCGCGCACGGAAGAAGGACUUUGAUCAAGUGAAGAAGGCCAUGGGGGAGGCUGCCAAGGAGUUCAAGGAGAAUGUCGGCUCCGAGGUGGAUGUGAGCUUGGAUGAGUCGGAGCCACUGCCGGAGGGAUCGGCUGGUGGUGUGUUCAUUGUCGGCGGACAGGGCAAGAUCGAGAUCAACAACACCUUCGAGGAGCGUUUGCGACUGCUGGAAAUUGAUGCUCUCCCCGCCGUUCGAGAGACACUGUUUGGAAAGAACGUGAACCGACGAUUCUUUGACUAG